AUGGCGCUUCCGCCGCCGCGCCCGCCUGCUAAAGUUGGCAGGAAGGGCAAGCAUGUGCAGCGCACUUUGCCUGAAGCUUACCUUGCGAUACCCUGUGAGCGUGAGACGCACAGAAGGAAUGCAGUGCCAGUCCAGGCAUCGUUUGUCAGAAUUCAGAGGGAUGGGCCUCGAUUGCUGCUGGAUGCAAGCGACCUUCCAUCCCCGGGCUUCGUGCAAUCCUUCUGUGCCAGCCAGAAGCUUUCAGAGGCAUUGGCGGCCGAACGGCUUUCUAGCGCCAACGGCCAGGCUGCCUACCUGAAGAAAAAGUCAUGGCCGGCAUGUUUGGUUUGUCAGUUUCUUUGCAAUGUGGUAUUGGUAAUGGCCAGGCAGCAACAGCUGGCGUACGUAGAAGAGGCUCAUCGUCGGGAGCAGCCUCCCUUAGAUGCGAUAGCAGCACCCGAGAUCCUUCGCGGCGAGUUGAGACGAGAUGCCGUCUUUCAUCACGGGGCAGCGGGAGUUCCGGCACCGAUCACCGGAGCCGCCGCGCUGGACAUCGGGGAUCUGCGCGGCGGCUGCAUUCCCAUGGUGAACGUAGGCAACGAAGCAGGAGCCUUUAGGGAGAAGCGCUUGGAAAGGCAGAAGAACUUCCUUGCGGGUCGAAAGGCUCGACACGACGCAGCGCUUGCAGAGUUCGAUCAAGCCAUGGACGUACUGGCCGAAGAUUGUCAGCGAGAAGUGGAGGCAGCCACCGACCGUAUCAAGAGAGAUCUUGAAGUCAGCUCGGUGGAAUGCAAUGCCAUCUUGGAGCCGCUAGAGCCACCUCCGCUCCCACCAAAAGCGGAGGGUGAGGAAGACGACGAAGAGGAUGAAGCCAAGCUGUUGGACGAACUCGAGGAUCUGCCAAUGGAUGGCACGAUCGAUCCAGCAAAAGCCAAGGCUGUUGCGGCCGAAAACGCGGCGCGCAAAGCCAUGCGCGUGCUGGGCGAGCGAACAGAGGCCGAGGUGCGGGGCAUCCUCUCGGCCUUGGAGGCCGCCACUCUGCAACGUCGGCAGCGCAUCGAGGCCUUCGCAGGGCCCAGCGGCGAGCUGGCUCGCAUCGACAGUCUGCGGAAGUCCAGUGUGGAGGAGCUCUUAAAAACACUUGUUGAGGCUCUGACAGCGGCCGCUCAUGUUGUCCAUGGUGAAGCUGAACGGUUGGUGGAAGAGCGUGUCCUCUCCUUCAACGAGAUCUUACUGGAGAACCGGAAAGCGAUGCAACAGCUGGGUGCCAAGCUCACGGUUCAAACCCUGGAGCACAGUAAAGAGUACAAGGUGCGGUGGCACAAAGGGCUGUUGCUUUGGAAACAACAGCGGCACCGGCACAGUAUGGCCGUUGUCAUGCGCCGCAUCAAGAGCACAGAGUUCCGGCAGCCGGAAUCUUUGGUUGAGGCUGUUGGCAAAGUCCGUGAACAUCAAGCCUACGUCUUCAGACAGCGCAAAGAUCUCAUCGACGAGCUCUUUGCCAUCCCACAGCAUCGGCUGGUGGUCGCUCAAGUGCGUCACACGGAGGAGCAAAACACGCAGCUCAAUGAUCGAGCCCAGGAGACCUUCGACACACUGUUGGUUGAGCUAAGGGAACUGCGAGAGGCAUUGAAUGUCUCGGCGGAACAGAUGCUCGGGGAGCUGGGCCUCGAGCUGGAAUUGCAUGACGCCAGACAGGAAUGGAGGGGCCACGACUCUGUGGCAAACCUCAUCGAUGCUGAGGUGAGGCCGCCUUUGCGCGAGUGCCUCGAUCAGGUGGCCGCGCUCUUGCAUGCAUUGUCCAACAAGCUGACACAGCAGGAGGAGGCGCUGCACCAGUCGGUGACUUCGGUGAUCACCUUCUUCCUGGGAUUGGCUCGGAAGCAGGAGCUUCUGAAGAAGCGGGUCGAAGAGUUUGAGGUCAACUACAAUGGCGAGGUUGAGGACUGCGAGAAGGACUUUGAAGAGACCUGCGAGAGGAACGAGAAGACGAUGCAGGACCUUCAUGGCGCCAUCGAUGAUGCUGCACAUCACGAAACACUGGACGAAUUAAAGCAGCAGACCUUCGACCACUUGGAUCAAAUGGCUCUGGGCUACCGGGACCAUGCCGACCAGAUGCUGCAAAUCCAUAAUCGAUACCCAGGUGAGGCGCAAGACUUGAUCCGCAGAGAAACUCGCGGUUACUGCAAGGACCUUGGCUUGGCCCUGGAUCCUGUGGAAGAAGCUCCAGCUCUUGCUGCUGAACGCAAAGCCGCCACAGCUUCUUUGGAGGAGGAGGCCAUUGCAAAGGCCAAGGCUGCGCAUCCAGCGAUGCCCGACGAAGAUGAGGCGGCAACGGCUGCUCGCCUGGAGGCGGUGGCAACUGCUGUGGAAGCGGCCAAGGCAGAAGUGCAGCAGGCCGCUGCAGCGAAGGAGGCCACGGCGCUGGAGGCGGAAGCGGAGUUCUUUGCUAGCCUGGAAGGGAAAGGCGACUGGCCAAUGGGAGAAGGUACCGGCUGCAAGGUCCUGGAGAAUGUCGGUCUUCAGGAUCUGCGACAGCAGAUCUUGCAGCCACCGGAGUCGCCGGAGGCCGAGCCCACAGAGGCGGAGCCAGGAGCCGAAGAGACGGAGGCGACGGAGACGGAGCCCAGAUUUGCAGAUGGUACGGAAGCACUGGACACACUUGCAUUUGACAACGACUGGUUCGAAGACAACUUGACGUCACUGCGGAGUGCAAUAUUUGAGAACCUCACUGGUCAAAAGCGCUACCUGGACCGCGUCGACAUCCCAGCAGCUUGCGAAGAGGUGCGUCGUGAUCUAGACCAAAGGCUUCGCCGGCACACUAACCGCAAGGGAGAAGUGCAGGUGGAGUGGUACGUUCCACGCUACAGCACCGUGUCCAAGCACAAGGACAAAUUCGAGAGACACUUGGUGGCGGUGGCACAGAAAUGUCAAGAUCAAGAUGAUGCCGUGGAAGAGUCGCUUCGGGAGAUCGAGGAAGCAGAAGAGCAGUUCAAGCAGCGCGUCGCAAAAAUUCAGGAAGGUUUGGGUGACGCAGAGACCUUGCCGGUACUUACAUCCAUGGAGCGGCAGGCUGUGGACUGCAUGUCGGCUUUCAAGGAGCUCUGCCAGACGGCCGUCCGACGGCUCUUGGAGCUCAGCUCAAAGGCUCCCCAGGGGCUGCAGAAGGAGAAUCAGGCCUUUCUGAUGAUGUGCAAGAAGGGUGAGGAGCAGUACAGCGAGCCAGAGAUCGUUUAUUAUGGAGGGGAGAUCGAAGAGCUCAACCAGACCCUGGAUGAGCGCAAGCAAGUGCGGGCCCAGCGGGCGCAGGAACUUGAGAGCCAGAUCCAGGAGAAAUGCAAGGUGCCGAUGGAUACUUUCGCCGCAGCCUACGCCAAUGCUGUGGAGACACUCUGUGCAAGCAAAGGCUUCGGGCGAAAGUACGGCGAGCCGCGGCGCAAAGCCCAGGAGCGUGUGCGCACCCUGAUCGCCCGGGCAUCCACCGUGCGUUCCAACAUCCAGCUGCUUCUCGACUACGUUUCGCAGCUGUUGCUGUUGCCGCCACCAGAGGAAGGAGGUUACGAAGUGGCAGCCAUGCCCAAGGUUCCUCGUAUCAUGAGCGUGAGACACUUCUUCUCACGUGGUGGCGAGCCUUGGACAUUCACUGGCGAGUUGUUGGGCAUUCUGUACGUAGCCGUCUGUGCCAUGGCAGAGCUCGGCAGCCAUCUGGGCGCCUUUCGGGAGAGCAAUGCUUCGAAGUACGAGCUGGCCGCUGUCCCAAGCCUUAGCAUUUUGAGGGAGGACACCUGCUUCCUACCGUCGGCCGACGAGCAGAAGGAGGUCCGGCGCAAAGCGGAGGAAGCGAAAGACUUGAAGGAGGCAUCACCGGAGGAGAGAGAGGAAGCAGAAAAAGUUCUGCAAAUAUCUCGAUCCUUGGAGGCCUCACAAGCUCUUCGAGAUGACUCGCUCCUUCGGGUGCUCGGGCCCCUCAUGAAAAGCGAGAGAUUCAACAACGAAAUUCAGUCCGUCAUCAAAGCUUCCAACGAUGCCUAUGCUGGCUUGCAUGUUCCCCAACUUUGCCCCGGCUCAGAGAAUGCGCAGCCAGUUUUACUCAGUGGGCCGGAGAGAACGGAAGGAACAGGAGCCAUGGCUGGCAGGCAAUUCGCGGGCUUGAGACAUGGGGAUCGCAGAAGCCUGUUUGCUGUCUUCCUCUUGAGCUUCUACGUGUACCAGGUCUGUUUCGUCUCCACGCCGUUGUCUCCUGAGAUGCGGCAGUCUUCAGUGCCUCUCCGCGCUGCAAAAAAAGGAGCAACACCAGUCGUCGACGACUCUGACCUGUCAGACUCCGCUGAUGACAAGGCAGAGUCUGAGAGCUCUGACGAGGGCUCUGAGAGCCGGAAAAAGGCUUCCUUCGACGACAUCCUCACAGAGGCAGACAACUUCGCAACCUCGAUCGAGCGCAAGAGCAAGCGAUCGACUGCAGUGGCCCGUGUGUCUUUGGAAGACGAGCUCCGUGGCUUGUCGCUUGAGGAUGACACGGAUUUGGACAUGAUGAUGAUGAGCCGAGCCCGCGGCGGAAAGGCCAAGACAACUACUUUGAGCUAUCGCAUCAACCGUUGGUUCGAGGAAACCAAGGAGAUGAUCACGAACCCGACCAGGAUCCAGAUCACUUAUGCCAUGGUCUUCUUCUCUUGUUUCGCCAGCCUCAUCAUCAUGGGAGUGAUCACAUUCGCAUUGGGAGGAGUUCGGUUGCAGGGCGAUGGUGUUGAAACCGCCAUGCGCGCAAAGAUGAUGAAUGGCGACGCCUUUAUGCAGCGCUUCAACAUGAUCCGAGAGAACAAAAGGCGCUUCGCUGAGAUGGACGACAUCAGGAAGUACACCAGCGAUCUUUACACCCUCAACCCCGACAGCAAGAUCAACUUUGCACCCAAGCAGUUAUCAGAAAUCACUCCAGAAGAUGUGAUUGGUGAGUUCUAG
Molecule: messenger RNA, 4935 nt
Organism: Symbiodinium natans
Lineage: Eukaryota; Dinophyceae; Suessiales; Symbiodiniaceae
Source: the annotation of a GenBank genome assembly